AUGGAAGAACCAAAAGGGAUUGUCCGUCAUUUAUAGACAUUGUAAGAUCCAUAAUUGUCUCGAUCAUACAGAGGACAUUAAAAAACGUAUUGUCUAUCAUUUGAUCCAUAAAUGAGGUAAUUGGCAUCUGGAGGGAAUGAUUCAAUAAUAUAUGUCUAUAGUUUCAAGCCUUAAGGAAGACCAUUUAAAUUUAAUGGACACAAAGGAGCAGUGUACAGUGUGUAAUUUUCACCAGAUGGUUAGAUAAUUGCAAGUGGAGGAGAAGACAGGACAAUCAGAUUAUGGAAGAAUUCAGUGUAACUAUUUAACAAUAUAAGUUGUAUAGUUUAGGAAAAUGUACAGCAAUAAAAGGACACAUUGGUAGUGUGAGAUCAUUAUCAUUUUCUUCAGAUAGUAGUAUGAUAGUGUCUUCUUCUGAUGAUAAAACAAUAAAGGGUUGGAAUGUAUUAAAGAACAACUUUAUGUUUUCAUUAGCUGGACAUACUAAUUGGGUAAGAUAAGCAAAGUUAUCUCCAGAUUCUAGAUUAGUAGUUUCUGGUUCAGAUGAUUCAACUGUUCGUUUAUGGGAUGUUAAUAUAUCAAAAGAAUUAUAGAAAUUCAAAUGUGAAGAUUCAAUAUAUACAAUUGAUUGGAUUAGUGAUGGAACUACAAUAUGUGCAGGUUCUUUGGAUGGAAAAAUUAAGCUAUGGGAUGCACGUUCAAUGAGAUUAAUUUAAUAUUAUGAAUGCAGUAAAAAAUCAGUAAAUACAAUCAAUACUCAUCCUAGUGGUAAUUUUUUAUUGUCUGGUGAUGAUGAAAGCAAUCUUAAAAUAUUUGAUCUUAGAUAAGGAAGAUUAGCAUGGUCAUUAUAUUCCCAUUCAUUACCAAUUAAAUAGGUGUAAUUUAAUUAUGCAGGAGAUUAUUUUGCAUCAGCAGGAUUGGAUUCAAAUGUUUUAGUUUGGUAAUCUAAUUUUGAUGAAAAUAUGAAACCUUGUAAUGUUAUUAAUUUUGUUGAUAAAAAUUUAUCAAAUGAUGACUCAUAAACAUUAACUUCAUCAAAUUAAUUUAAAGUGCCUUAAACUACAUUUAAAGCAAACAAAUAAUAAAACAAAAUAAAUUAUGAAAACUAGACUUCUUAAUCUUUAUUGGUGAAUCCAACUCAUCAAAGUCCAUUAGCAUAAAUGUUAUCAACAAAAUUUGAGAAAAUAGUGUCCUAAAUGGACUAAGUAACAUAAUUAAUAGUGUCAAUAGAUAAAAGGAUAAGUUCAAAUGAGGAUCAAGUGAAAAAAUUAUUAUAAGUAAUAUAUAUAUAAUUGAUGUUUAGAAUGAGAGAGUUAAAUCAAUUUUGAGUGUUUAUGAAGAAUAAUAUAAGGAACCUUAUUAGAAGGCUGCCGUUUGGGAGAAUUAUAGAAACAAAUAAUAAUAAAAUAAUAAUCAAUUGACUUUAUAGCAAUAAUAAUAAUUGUAAGAUUAAGAACCUGUAUUUGGAACAGGAUCAUUUAUGAGGGAUGGAGAACUGGAGGAUUUUCCAGAAGAAAGUGAAUAGAAAUUAAAAUAAGAAUAUGAAGAAGAAAAGUAUAAAUUGUAAUAAGAACAUUUAUUGGAUACUGAUUAAAAUCAAUAAACAUUUAAUGUGACUGGAGAAUAGAAUAUUUUUCAAACAGGAGCCUUGGAUGGAACUUUGAGCAAUUAAAAUAAUUAUAACAAUACAUUUUCUUUAACAUUUACUUAGAGAUAGAAUUUACAAGAUUAGUUGAAUAAUUUAGGAGAUUGGAGGGAAUAACUAGAAUAAGUAUAAAGAGAAGUAAUGGAAAACUAAUAAGAUAAUGAUUAGUUUAUAAGGGAAGUUAAUGAAGAGGAAGAGGAAUAGUAGGAUCAAUAAGAUAUACAAUAAUAAUAAGAGCAUUAAGGAUAGUAGGUAGAAAUUUAAGAGGAAGAACAUCCUAUUUAAGAAGACUUUCAAGAUGAACAAGGAAAUUAAGGAGAAGAAGAAAUUAGAUAUCAAGAUCAAGGAGCACAAGAAUGAAC
Molecule: messenger RNA, 2007 nt
Organism: Paramecium sonneborni
Lineage: Eukaryota; Ciliophora; Oligohymenophorea; Peniculida; Parameciidae
Source: the annotation of a GenBank genome assembly